AUGACUUUAGUAAUCGCACAAGGGACGUUUAGUCGAAGGAACAUUAAUGUUGGCCAACGUCUUGAGAUAGCUUGCCCAGCUGCCAGCUCAAAUGCAGUUGGUUGGAUUUCAAAUAAGAAUGGAGCCAAUGUAACGCUUGCGACCAGAGACACCAACAACGCAGUUUCUACUCAAUUUCCUUCAAAUGUCCGUUACAGCGUAACUAGUUCAUUUACAUUGAUUAUUACGGAUAUCGAAAUAUCUGAUGAAGCAAUGUUUUGGUGUGCUCCUUCAAACUCUCAAAACUCUCCUUUAGCAGCAAUCUACGCAGUAACAGUUACAGUUCCAUUAACAAUCGAUUUGCCUAGCGAGACCUCAACAGACUCUGGUGGUACGUUAUCGCUUGAUUGUAAGGCAUCUGGUAGACCUACACCCACAACAUUUAGAUGGCUAAGGAAUGGUAACGUUAUCAGCUCAUCGAAAACCCUAACUAUAUUUAGUGCUAAAGUUUCUGACGCAGAUUUUCAAAUGCAAGAUAGAGGUACUAUUAUUAUCGUUGCCAACUCAGGUGAGAAUGUUGUACUUGGCUGCCUUGGACAGGGAUAUCCGCCUAUUAAUCGUACUUGGACAGUUGGCACACCUGUUAGCCGCUAUCAGAAAUUGUCCAAUGGAUCGUAUUAUAUAUUGAAUGUUAACCGUAGUGAUGAUUAUCAUCAAAACGGUAAUAGAUUCUUUACCUGUCGAGCUACAAAUGGUGCACAAACCGCCAUUGUAAAUUAUGAAUUGGAUGUCCACUAUUUCAAUCCGUAUACAGCAUUUGCUUCGUCAUCAUAUCUCGUAAGAAAUGAAUCUGACAUUGUAGCGCUUCCAUGCGCAGCUGAUUCUAAUCCAAAUUCUUGGGUGACCUGGUACUCAAAUGGCAAUAUUAGGAGUAGUACUGGCAGUUAUGGAUGUAAUAUUGCUUACCAAAGUCAGCGUCGCUGGAGAAAUCUUACAAUUGUAGUACAAUAUGCCCCACAAAGUGUAAAGAUUGAUUCUACGAAUGUUAAUAAAGCAGCGAUCGGUAGCGUUUCGACAAUGCGUUGUGUAGCAGAAGCAUUGCCAGCACCUAAAUACAUCUGGCAGAAAAAUGGUCAACCGUAUAAUGGACCGGCCGAUGUUGGCAAUGGUUCGCUUGUUUUUACAUCAGUAAAAAAAGAUGACAGUGGCAACUAUCGGUGUAUUGCAAAUAACAUGCUCGGUGAAGCAUCAUUGACUAUUUCCUUUACUGUUUAUGAACUUGUUCGAAUUAUCUCGAGUAUACCAACUCAGACUGUUGUAUUACAAGAGGGUGAGAGUAGAACGUAUACUUGCGCAGCGUCAGGUUCUCCGAAACCAAAUGCGUAUUGGUUGAAAAAUGGCGAAAUUCUUCAGUUUGCUGAAUCUGUGACAACGAUGGUAUUAGUCGCAAAUAGAAGCGAUAAUGGUGCUCGAUUCACCUGCAGAGCCUUAAAUGUUAACGAAAAUAUAGAAUUACAUUUCAAUUUGACUGUUUACUAUCCUCCAUAUGUUUCGGUUCCUGACUUAAAAGUUUACGUUAAGGAACAACAGAACGCUGUUUUAAUAUGUAAUGCGACAUCUAAUCCAUCAAUAACUUCAUACAGAUGGUUUGGUCCGACCGGUCAGGAAAUUGUUAGAAACGAUAGUGUUAUAUUCGUGUAUGGUAAUCGACUUAGUAUUCGAGGAUUAGACAGAACUCAUUCUGGAAACUACGUCUGUAGACCGGAGAAUGGUAUUCGUGGAGGUUCCACUACAACUUUUGAAGUCAUUGUACCAUUUGACGCUAUCCCGCGUGCAACAGUGACAUGGAGAAGGGUCAAUGGUGAAUUCAGUAGAAGAGCAACUAUUAGUUCCAAUUAUUCGCUAAUAUUUAGAAAUCUUAAACGAAAUGAUACCGGUACCUAUCAGUGUGUAGCUAGAAAUAUUGAGGGUGAGACUGCAACAGAUGGAGUGCUUACCGUAAAGAAUGUUCCUGUCGAUCGUAGCGCGUUUGAAGUGAUCGUUUGGCGAUCUGAUAUCCUUGGUACUAACGUUAGUUGGACAAUACCCUCUCAAUUGGAAACAACUAGUUUAACGGUACAAUACCAAGUAUUUGGUACUAGAAAGCGUGCUGAAUGGACGAUUGCUCAAUCAGGAAUUAAUCCGACAUCUAAUAGCAUUCGUAUUAGUGAUCAGUUGUUGAAUCAAAAAUCGACGUACAAUAUUAGAGUGCUGUCAUAUUACUACAGCGAAGAAGUUUUGACUAGCCUUACUGUCGUGUCGGACCCUCCAGGGCCCGUACCUCCCGAGAGAAUAACAUAUGGACCUUUCAAUAAAACUGUAUUAAUUGCAAUUUGUGCUGGUGUUGGUGUUAUCAUCUUGUUGAUACUAGUAGCUUCCUUAAUUGUAUAUGAUCGCACCCAUAAAGAAACUCGUAGAGAUGAGAUUUCCUCCAAAGAGCCUUACCUUACAUCGCCAACAGCAACUAUUACAAGACGCCCACAGAAUUUCGAAGACCAUGCUUAUACGACUCCAAAAGGUUUAGAGACAUUACCGUCUCCACCGGAGGGUGUAUCUCAUGCUGAAUCUGUUGCUUCAGUAAGCAAUGUUAGUAUGCGCAGUGACAUGAAGAGAGCUCCAAGCGCUUCAGGCUCGGAAUUUGAUUACAAAAUGGCUAGUCGAAAUUACUUUGAUGAUGCAGCUAGUGACAAUGCAGAUCGUUACAGUGUUCGAUCAGACCGAAGUUCGCGCAAACGCAGGCAGAGCCAGACCAGUAGACAAUCAGAGGCUACGUCUGUGGAUGAGGAAAACAUAGAUUAUGCAGAUGGUUACGGCCGUACUCCUGCAGAGAUGCUGUAUUAUACCCCAGAUUAUAAGAAAGGCUCCACUACUGGUCGGAGCAGGGAAGCAAAAGAUAAGCGGUAUUCUUUGCAAGCAGACGAGAAAGAUGAUGUUGAUGCAUACCGCCCAUACUAUACAACAGGUCGCUCUAAUGAAGCUGCUAGUAAGAAAUCAUCCCGUCCUACUAGAGCAGAAUCGGUCGGUGCUAUGGAAACGACAAAUAAUUAUGGAUACAACGUUCAAGAUAGGAUAUCUGCUGAUCAAAAGAAUGCUAAAGAACGUGACCAAAUUUUACAAGAUAAACUACGCCGUCAUGAUCCUGCUUAUCAGAAGCGGCGCUCUAGAAGUGAUGCACCUUCUGACAGCGGUAUGUCUGAGACAAGUUAUAAUCGUAGAUCGAAAAAGAACGAGCAACGACGGUCUAAAAAUGUGGAAGCGAAUAGCGAUGCGGAAUCGUUACCAAGUCCUACCAGGCCUUCAUCGCAGUAUAGUGCAAAAAAGCCUUACUAUUACUUAGAUGAUGAUCAAUCAACGGUCAAUACUGAUGAUUACUCUUCAGACAUUGCUAUAACCAGUAAUAGACGUCAUGAUGAUCGCUUGUCACGACCCAAAUCAAGAGCACCAUAUGUUGAAGGUGAUAAUCAACCAUACGAUCUUGGUAAACGCUUAGCACGCUCUCGAGAAAUGUUAUCGAAUUCUCAAGCCGAUGCCAGUGUUUAUAAUCAGUCAUCGCCGUAUAAUAAAUCAUCUUCAUCGUCUAACACUAGGUUAAAUCAACGUCAUGAUUUUCAUGACAGCUCUGAGAGCUUAUCGCGCUCGAAAAAGUCUCAAAGCCGAGAAAAUAUUCACCACCUAACAGGUUCUAGAGGUAAUCUAACUAAAAGCCCGUUAGAGGAUGAUGAUGAUUUCGAAUAUCCUCCGCCACCAAAAGAUGUAAAUUAUCAUCGUAGUUCGGAAAAUGUCGCUGGUCGGUAUGCAAGUAAUGAAAGUUUAGGUUCUUCACAUAAACGCAGUGCCCCCAAUUAUAGCUUAGCUAGGUCGAAUGAAAAUUUAGCCCGUUCUCGAGAGAGCCUGUCAUCUAGAAAUGCCGGAUCACGCACACCACAUAAUGCAAGACACGCUCCUAUGAUUGCACCAAUUGCCAAAGAUAUUUAA
This is a messenger RNA of Trichoplax adhaerens, 3993 nucleotides long. RefSeq lists its product as uncharacterized. The coding region runs from base 1 to 3993 and encodes 1330 amino acids. The record is from RefSeq and is a predicted model, not a curated record. The transcript has 15 exons. NCBI's taxonomy places the organism in Eukaryota, Metazoa, Placozoa, Uniplacotomia, Trichoplacea, Trichoplacidae.